Messenger RNA from Aspergillus aculeatus ATCC 16872, 1494 nucleotides. RefSeq lists its product as uncharacterized. Lineage: Eukaryota; Fungi; Ascomycota; Eurotiomycetes; Eurotiales; Aspergillaceae. The transcript has 2 exons. Bases 1 to 1494 code for a protein of 497 amino acids. The record is from RefSeq and is a predicted model, not a curated record.
AUGAACAUACACACAAUAGCCUUCUGUCUCUACGAUGGACCGUUGAGAGCGGCUGGUGGCGCCGAUCCAGGUGGGUGCAAGGCAAACGAUGUGAAGGAUUUACCCCUGAUAUAUGUCUACAGCUAUACAGGGUGUCUCCUGUACAAUGUCGGCUCCUUUAUGCUCCCUGCGUUGUACAGCACUCUAGUCAAGAUCUGGAUUGCGAACAUUGACUCUACCCUAGUGGUUACAACGGAUGUCUAUACUUAUAUCGGCACUGUUGCCGAGGUACUUAACGAAGGUCUUCCUCGUGCCGUCUGGGUGACUAUCGCGGAUCAAGUUACGCGGUCAUACGAGUCUCGUCUAGAACUCGCACAUGCUCUGGUCGCGUUCCAAACAGUCCUCGGUCUGAUCAUGAGCAUAAUUUUCACCAGCGCAGCCAGAGCCUUCACGGCCACCUUCGUCCGGCGCGAGGCUCGGAAAGCAAGUAUUACCUAUGUUCAGAUUAGUGCAUUCUCAGCCCUCAGCUCUGCUAUAGAAGUUGCAGUAUCCAACGCGACAAGGGCCCUGGACAAGCCCGACGUUCCUCUCGUGAUUAGUUCGGUCAAGAUUAUCGUGAACAUUAUCUUAGAUCUCCUGAUCAUUUUCAAGUUUCAUGUGGGUGGCUGGUCUCCAAAUAUUAACAUGCAGGCUGCGAUUCGUCUGGGCUGUGACAUGGUCGCGGCUCUUACUGGCUUAGCAUACUUUAUCCUGACAACAAACCUGUCCGAAGAACGAUGCAGCUGGCACUGGAUUGGAAAAUAUCCAAAAUUCUCUGCCUUCUUAACGCUUCUCAAACCAGGUUUGAUCACCUUUGUCGAGUCGGCAGUGCGAAAUGCGCUAUACCUCUGGUUGGUUGCAGGAAUUGUGACAAUGUCCGCAGACUAUGCUACAGCAUGGGGAAUAUUUACUACAAUUCGAUGGGGUUUGAUUAUGGUGCCUGUUCAGGCACUGGAGGCUACGUCUCUCGCUUUUGUGGGGCAUUCCUGGGCUAUCUUCAAGGGAAAUAAUAUACAGAGUGGGAGUUGGAGAGAACUUGCAAGUGAGUCCCAAGUCAUCAAGCAGCUUUCGGGUACAAACUUAUGCUUUGUAGUGGUCACGCGAACCGCUUUUCUCUCUGCUGGUAUAGCUUUAGCUAUCGAAGUACUCCUCUGCAUCCUUCUGGCUACUGUAGGGUGCAAACCGUUUGCGUACUACUUGAGUCAAUCCGAAAGGGUUGCUGAAAUUACGGCUCAUAUGUUGCAGACGAUAGACUGGUGUUAUAUUCUAUAUGCGAUCUCUACCCAGCUGGCCACCGUACUGCUGGCCACCCGUCCAAUGUGGUAUCUCGUGCAAAGUCUCAUUUCCAGCCUUCUUUACGUCCUUCCUUGGGCAAUUGUCUGCCAAGUUGCUCACCUUGAUCCUCAAAAUGCUUGGACUUAUCAUAGCCUCGUUUUUGGAGGAAGCCUGGUAUUUACGUUCUCGGAGAUUUGUUAA